AUGACGGCCUCUGCGCCUGCGCCGACCCCGAGGGUUCUCGCUGUGGCGAGCCAUGUAGUAUCCGGAUAUGUGGGGAAUAAAAUCGCCGUCUUCACCCUUCAGUCACUCGGCUACGACGUUGCUGCCCUAAACACCGUCCAGUUCAGCAACCACACCGGCUACGCGCGCUGGACGGGCACAAAGGUGUCGGCGCAAGAAAUCACAGACUUGUACCGUGGUUUGCGCCAGUCGUAUCUCGACGACUUUGACAUGAUGUUGUCGGGGUACAUACCCGGCGCCGAGGCCGUGGUCGCGGUGGGCAGCAUCGCCAAGGAGCUCAGGGAGAAGAACAAGGCGCAGCCCGGGAACUUCUUCUGGGUUCUUGACCCGGUCAUGGGGGACAAUGGUAAAAUCUACGUCUCCGAGGAUGUUGUUCCCGCUUACAAGGGCCUCAUCGAGCAUGCCGACUUGAUUCUGCCGAAUCAGUUUGAGGCUGAGCUUUUGUCGGAGGUCCGGAUUGCUGAUGUGGAAUCUCUCAAGACCGCCAUCCAAGCUCUCCACGACAAGUACCACAUUUCUCACGUCGUCAUCACGUCGGUCAAUUUUUCGUCACCAGGACAACCACCCUCGCACUUGUCUGUCAUCGGCUCAAGCAUGACAUCAACCGGCAGAGCACGUCUCUUCAAAAUCACGUUCCCCUCGAUUGACUGCUACUUUUGCGGCACGGGCGAUAUGUUUGGCGCUCUCAUCACGGCUCGGAUGCGCGAGGCGGUUCAAUCUGUCCCGGGACUGGUCAAUCGCGCAGGUUGGUUGAGCGACGACACUGUGUCGGCGGCACAGUUGCCGCUGGCGCGAGCCGUCGAAAAGGUCCUGGCCAGCAUGCAUGAGGUGUUGACCAGGACGAGAGAUGCUAUGCCGGGCAUCAUUGAGAGAACGAGAGCGCGGCUGAUGGAGGAGGAAAGGGUCAGUGGAAAGGGCGACCAGCAAAUCAAGUCCAAAGGCUCCGAGUUGCAGUUGGUGCAGAAUUUGGAAUGUUUGAGGAGUCCCCGCGUACAGUUCAAGACGCAGCAAAUAUAA
Messenger RNA from Metarhizium album ARSEF 1941, 1056 nucleotides. RefSeq names its product pyridoxine kinase. The transcript has 5 exons. The record is from RefSeq and is a predicted model, not a curated record. NCBI's taxonomy places the organism in Eukaryota, Fungi, Ascomycota, Sordariomycetes, Hypocreales, Clavicipitaceae. Gene Ontology annotation, cellular component: cytosol. Gene Ontology annotation, biological process: pyridoxal 5'-phosphate salvage. Gene Ontology annotation, molecular function: pyridoxal kinase activity. The coding region runs from base 1 to 1056 and encodes 351 amino acids.